GGUCAGCGCGCAUGACAUUGACGAUCGGUCAGAUCAAGCCUAGCACAUACAGGAGUGCUACAAGGCUGAGUUGAGGGCCGAGAAACAGCAUGAUGAUGUUGGGCAACCGAUCUACACUUUGAAGUCAAAGUGUUGCAAGGCAAUGUGGGCUACAAAUUCUGAGCUUGCUGCGACUUGCGCAGUGUGAGUGUCACGGUAUAUGAGCUGGAGCCGACACGACCUGCGUGCGGUGCAUAGAGCAUAUAUAGCGAGCGGUCAAGAGCUCGGGUGGGGAGAGAACAACGGGCACGAUUUGGCGGGACUGAUGGGAGAUGACGCUUGCCUAAAUACGUUCUGCGAAGCUGCUCACGUUCCCCCUCCUUCUCAUCAAUCACUUCUCGCCACCGCUCUCUCAAAACACUCGCCGAGGCCUAGCUGCUUCGAGUGCCGAUCAGCUUUCAGCUUCUGGGGCACGCCACUGCUGUUCCAGGGCGGGGCCUUGCAAACGACCGCCUUCGCCGUGCAGACUCGCAAACGCCCACACGUAGCUCUGGCUGGAUCACGCCUUGCGAUUCAGCCAGAGAGCACUUUGGGUGCCGCAAGGCCUACUGCGCCUGUCCACGCGCGGGGGGUGCGGUGACCUUUUGGCUGACUGGGAUGUCUGCGUGUCUAGAACGCUGGAUGCGCAGCGAAGCUGGCAGGUUGAGUGAUGAGCGUGAUGGAUCAGAGCAGUGCCCGCCGCGCCUGCUAGAUGGGCGG
Ceraceosorus guamensis is the source of this 738-nucleotide messenger RNA. RefSeq lists its product as hypothetical. NCBI's taxonomy places the organism in Eukaryota, Fungi, Basidiomycota, Exobasidiomycetes, Ceraceosorales, Ceraceosoraceae. The record is from RefSeq and is a predicted model, not a curated record. The coding region runs from base 200 to 619 and encodes 139 amino acids. The transcript has a single exon.